Pistacia vera is the source of this 2128-nucleotide messenger RNA. RefSeq names its product zinc finger protein MAGPIE-like. The transcript has 3 exons. Bases 274 to 1653 code for a protein of 459 amino acids. Gene Ontology annotation, cellular component: nucleus. The record is from RefSeq and is a predicted model, not a curated record. Gene Ontology annotation, molecular function: DNA-binding transcription factor activity. NCBI's taxonomy places the organism in Eukaryota, Viridiplantae, Streptophyta, Magnoliopsida, Sapindales, Anacardiaceae.
UAUUAGUAUUCUAUUUUCCACCUAAAAGAAAGGUAAUUUAAUUGACUGCACCAUUUUAGAGAGAGAGAGAGAGAGAGAGAAAGGAAGCAGUGAAAGAUCCAUUCCUUGCUUAUAAGCUUGUGUUUGUUUAGGGUUCAGACACCCCCAUAACAAAUUACCUAUUCUCUUUGGUUUUCUUUCUAAUUACAAUCAUAAUACACCCUUUUGAUGAGCUUUUCUUUUUUCUGACCAAACCAACCACAACUAGAGUUUUCAAAAGAGGUGUUAGACAAGAUGGUUGAAGAAACAAUUCCAAUUCCAAAUGGUUUUGUUCAGAACCCAGUUGGUGGAUCAAAUCCUCCUGCUGCAAAGAAGAAGAGAAACCUUCCAGGAACCCCAGAUCCUGAAGCUGAAGUCAUAGCCUUGUCACCGAAGACUCUGAUGGCUACUAACAGAUUCUUAUGUGAAAUAUGCGGAAAGGGUUUUCAAAGAGAUCAGAAUCUGCAGCUUCAUCGACGAGGACAUAACCUUCCAUGGAAGCUGAAGCAAAGGACUAGCAAAGAAGCAAGAAAACGCGUUUAUGUUUGUCCCGAAAAGACUUGUGUCCAUCACCACCCUUCUAGGGCUCUGGGUGACCUAACAGGUAUUAAAAAGCACUUUUGUAGGAAACACGGAGAGAAGAAGUGGAAGUGUGAGAAGUGCUCAAAGCGAUACGCUGUGCAAUCCGACUGGAAAGCGCACUCGAAAACCUGUGGCACUAAGGAAUACAAAUGUGACUGUGGAACUAUAUUUUCGCGGCGGGAUAGCUUUAUCACCCACAGGGCAUUCUGCGAUGCCUUGGCUGAGGAAACUGCAAGAGUAACUGCGGCAUCUAACAUGAACAACUUGGCCAACAGUAGUCUCAAUUAUCAUCUUAUGGGGACUCCACUAGGGCCAACCAUGGCGCAACAUUUCUCUUCUAUUUUCAAGCCAAUCUCAAGCAGUGACGAAACAAUGGAUCAAACAAGGCGAGGACUCUCCCUAUGGAUGGGUCAAGGAUCUCAAGCCCAUGAAACAAUAGGCAAUAAUCUCCAAGAAAUUCAUCAACUUGGUUUUGUGAAUUCAGGAUCCCUGUAUGGAGAUCCUCUUGUUUCUUGUUCAAAUCCCCCACCAUCGGAUUAUCAAUUAAAUUGGGUGUUCGGAAAUAAGCUCUCUCCAAAUAAUGCUGAAGCCCUAUCGAGCACUUCGCUCCCAUUAAGCGAUGUUAAGGAAGCUGGAACUCAGCUUGUGAGUGUUCCUUCUCUGUUUAGUUCCCAACUCUCGCAUCAAGCAACGUCGGCUAACAUGUCAGCCACAGCUUUGUUGCAAAAAGCUGCACAAAUUGGUGCAACUUCAACAGAUUCCUCGUUCUUAGGGAAUUUUGGGUUGAAGUGCAGCAACAAUCAAGUUCAAGAUGGAAACAAAUAUUGUGGAUUGUAUGGUUCAAAUUCAAACACAAUAGGCAACAAUCUCGGAAGCGAUGUGGAGAACUCGGGGAGUGACAUUACAACUUUGAAUCAGCUGCAAAUGUACCCGGCAGCCAAACGCCGGCACCUGCAGAGUGAUGACAGUAGCGGAGGACAAACCAGAGACUUCUUGGGCGUUGGCGUGCAAGCUGUCAGUUGUCACCCAUCAUCCAUCAAUGGAUGGAUUUAAUUAAUGUGAUCAAAUUACAUGGGAAAUUUCGUGAGUUGCAUAUUUUCUCAAUGGAAAGCAAGUUGAUGUAAUAAAGUGGAGUUGAAGUUGGGGAGAAAGAAAGAGGGAGAAUUUAUUAAUUUGAUACAUUGCACGGGGAGAGGAAAAGGUAGGCAUUGAGUGCUUAAAAGUUGUGUGCUCAGAAAAACUAUUCCAAGAGGUUGAGGAGGAACAUCCAUGCAUAUUCUGUUGAACCAUGAAAGCUAUUCCCUUUAAAGCUUUUAUUUUUGAUAAAAAGGGGGUGAAGUGGUGGGGGCAAAGUAAGAGCCCCUUUUGAGCUCCAUUAUUGCAAUCUUUCGUAUCUCUGUGUUGUGGAUGUUGUCUUGUCCAACUGGAUCUAAAAGACUAUUUCCAGUUGCAAAACGCUUGAUGAUUCUAGUACAAAUACCUUUACCCCUGUUGUUUAAAAUAAACUAUAGCUUUUUCCAUUACUUAA